CAACCUUAAUAUUCACGAGCGGCAGCCUCGUGCGGAAGUUAAAAGAAAGGGACUUUGCUUUAUUAAUUGAUUAAUCUAAUGUCGACCAACGGUAUAGGCUGGAGUAAAAUCUAUACAGCCGCUUAGCGAUUGUUUUCCCGCGGGAUCCAACUAAAUCGGGACAAACAGGACUGAAUAUCGUCUGCUUGCUAAGUGCACAGUCGGGACUUCAGAGAUUGGAAUUGCUUCUUCCAAAGUGAAGACAGUUUCCGGUCAUAUUGGGAACCACGAACAUAUGUAAGGUCAGAAUAAUUAUACGUAUGUAUAUAACGAAGAUCAGCCAACCGAAUCGGGUCGAUAAGUGCUUGUGUCAAUCAUUGUAAGUUUCUGCUCCAGUGGGAAUUACACUAUUUUGAAUAAAACUGUGUAUUGGAUUUUAUUCCAUCGCUGGAAGUUAAGUUGGAGAAUGUGAAGCUCUGGGAUCGACUAUACUGCCAUUGUGCACAGGAGGCUUACAGAAUUUAUACACUAUGUUUUAACCAAUGCAUUAUUUAUACUUGUUUCAUGCUCAUUCGACGUUGAAUAUUUAGAAUUAUCGGCUGUGUUUGAAAACAACCCCUGUUGCACUGCAAAGAGCCCAGGAUAAUGUGAGGAGAAGGAAUUUACGCUACUUUCCCAGGCAUACGUAACUGCGCAUGGAAACGUAACUUUUUAUGCACUCAGUUGUAAAUCGUUUUGUUUGCAAACAAAUUUACGAGGAUAUUUGAAAAAUAAACUGGAUUCCAGUUAAUCAUGGAGCAAGAAGGUCCCUGGGAAUCUAUGCGAGCUGAACAGGAGAACGGAGAACUGCUUUCCGAAGAUGAAAGAACGGAAGCAUCCAAAGACCCACGAGAAGAGGAGCAACAAGGCAACGUCAAAGAAGUCUGGAUUUCCAUGUCCGAUGGUUCUCGAAGUGAAAAGUGCAGUGACAGAUUCCUGCAUUGCCUAUCUCAAGUGCCAUGUGGUUCCCUGAUAGCAUGGAUAAUACUGCUUGUUGGACUUGGUGGACUAACGGGCGGGCUUUUGAUUGGUGCCCAAAAGACACGAGACAUGCUGGCUAAUGAUGAGUUCUUGUGGUUUAUUGAAUACACCCUUAUUGGUGUGGUGGUCAGUAUGUUUGUAAUCGGUACGCUCCUUCUCUGUGUCGGCCAUAUUUCCACCGAACCCACAAGCCGCCAUGUUUUCCAGAGCACUAAAAAGAACAUAUGUGCUCAGGGGCUCAAUAUAUUCCUGAUGAUAUUCUGUUACAUCCUGGGCUUUUCUUGGAUGGUGGCGUCGGUCGUCCUGGCCGUGCCCGUCUACCUCCUAUCCCUCCUGUACUUUGUAGAUUUCACAACCACUCAAGCCGACGGCAAACUCGUCAAGUGCAUCAAUCUAGUCCAUUAUGGCUUGGAGAAACAAGAAUUUUGCGGCGCUGACUUUCAGAAUUUUGAAAGAGAGGGAAAACAACUAAUCGUCAGCUAUAUUGCAGCACUAGUUUCAUCUAUUUUGAUAGCUAUAAGCUUGAUCCACUUUAUGAUUGCCAUCAGCGCAAAUCUUGCCCACCUUCGGAAUUCUCGCGUUGCUACACUCAAUGCCUAUGAUGAUGACAUGGCCAACUCAAAGCUUGUCGCAGACACCACCAUGUAAGCAAACAACAAGAGUUUACAUGACUAUAAACGAGGCAGCUGUGACAUCAUCAGGUGGAUGGUUUAAUAAAGAAAAUUUAUUUACUGCUGAGGAAUUGCAAAUAGAAGACAUAUUUUUCAAAAUGAGAUUAAAAAUGUACCCCAUGAUAUUACAUCAUUUCGAUUAUUAUAGCUGUUAUACUGGGGUAUUAACAGUAAUAUUGCCUGCUACGAAAACAUUAAGAAACCAAGACACCUUGAUGCUAAAUGAAAAAGACACAGCCUUAAGAAGCACAGAGGAAAUAAGGGCAGCAGCAACAUUUCCUCUUUUUUUAUAUGUAUAUUUUUGAAACAUUCGCUUUAAAUGGAAUUGUGCAAUACAUAGUUUCAUAUAUAUAUAUAUAUAUAUAUAUAUAUAAUUAUGUAUCUAAGAAAAAUUAGAUUGUUGUUGUAAAAUUUGCUUAGAAGGAUAUUUGUAUCAGUAAACAAUAAUAGCAAAUGGCAUUACAUAAUUAGCUUUACAUUAAUACUUACGGUUUAGAACUCAUGCAAAGGACUCGAAAUCGGGAUUCUUCAGGGUUUAAAGAAGAAAAGCAAGGGGGCCAAUGAUAUUUUAAGAAAUUCCAUUAUGCAUUUUGACCAGGAUUUGGUUUACUACUUCAAUAUUUCUAAACUGUUCUAUAAAUUCUCUAUUCCCUCUGCUAUGAUCGUGAUACCACGUACAAAGCAUUUUCCUUUAUCAAAUUCUCGACAAAGAGCAAUAACUCUAUAUGUAAAACAUGAUAUAUCUGCCUUAACUGUGUACAAUGUAAUUAUUAUGUAAAUCAUGAACAAGAACAGACAAUAAUUGAUGAAUGUCUAAAUUUUACAAUAAAUAAACAAAAAUCGUUUUCAUUAGAUUAACUUCUUGCUGUAUAUUUUAAUGUCUUGAAAGCAUCGGCCAUUUUUUAAUUGAUCCAAAGCCAAUGACCUCCAAAAAGUAUUGAAGGACAUUUGUCUCAAUUGGAAUAUAAAACUCCUCAGACUUAAAGUGCAUUAUUAAAACAAUCAGACGUGUACAAUUUAACAAAACAAUUUAAAGUGAGGUUAAGUGCAAAACGCGUUUUGUACAUAUAGUAACAUGUGAAAUACGUGUUCGUUGUUGUAUUGUCAGCUAAAGGCAUUAACUUAUGUUUUGAUUGUUUGAAAAAUAAAACCUAUUUGUGCCUGUUAAGAUUUUUGUGAUCUGAGAAGAAAAUCACUCUUUUUGCAAAGGAAAUUUGUUGAUAAAAUGUUUUUCAUUGUUGAGUUAUCAAGUUUGAAUCUAUUAGUUGAUAAACAAAUAUCAGUGUUUUAUUGUGAAGAAACAUAUAUUUUCCGAAUUAGUCAGACACAAACUCAUUGUAUCAAAAUGAGGAGAGGUUGUUUAUUUAUAUCCAUGUUUAAAAUGUUCAAGAAUAUUUACGUAAUACGUAGUUGGUUCUUUAAUAAAUGUAUAAAACAA
This is a messenger RNA of Saccostrea echinata, 3108 nucleotides long. Its product is annotated as neuronal membrane glycoprotein M6-b-like. The transcript is spliced from 8 exons. The record is from RefSeq and is a predicted model, not a curated record. The coding region runs from base 772 to 1647 and encodes 291 amino acids. NCBI's taxonomy places the organism in Eukaryota, Metazoa, Mollusca, Bivalvia, Ostreida, Ostreidae. Gene Ontology annotation, biological process: neuron projection development. Gene Ontology annotation, cellular component: plasma membrane.